AUGAAGAAAGUGUUCGACCAGACGGUCCGGGACCUGAAACGCGGGGUGAAUAAAAAGGUCCUCAAGGUGCCUGGCACGGAACAGAAGAUUCUCGACGCCACAAGCAAUGAGCCGUGGGGCCCCCAUGGAUCCCUCCUGGCGGAGAUCGCCCAAGCAACACAUAACUAUCAUGAGUAUCAGAUGAUACUGAAUAUCGUGUGGAAGAGGGUCAGCGAUACUGGUAAAAAUUGGCGGCAUGUGUACAAGGGAUUGAUUGUCCUGGAUUACCUGGUAGCACAUGGAACCGAGCGAGUUAUUGAUGACAUAAGGGAGCAUUCUUAUCAGAUAUCGGCACUAGCUGAUUUCCAGUAUAUCGAUUCUAGUGGGAGAGAUCAAGGUAGCAAUGUACGACGGAAAUCCCAGAGCCUCGUUAGUUUAGUUAAUGAUAAGGAAAGGAUACUGGAAGUUAGGCAGAAAGCACUUGCUACCAGGGACAAGUAUCGGAGUGCAUUUGCCACGAGUGGACCACACAGGAGUCCUGGUGGAUAUGACAAUGACCGUGAUCGCUACGAAGGAGGUAGAUAUGAUAACAGGAAUGGCUAUGGGAGGGAACGAGAUGGGUAUAGAGAUGAUGACAGAUACAGUGGCGCUGGAGAUACCCCCAAUAGGGAUGGAGAUCGUUAUUCUAGGGAUUCUAAUGAACGCAACAGGGAAGAUGAAUACAGAGGAAGUAAUAGCAACCCUGAGUAUGCAGAAGGAUCAGGCCGCAGGAGCUACGGGGAUGAGGAGGCUUAUUCAUCCCGUGGUCGUGGCAGCAACGCUGAUGCGCCUACUCAGGAUGAGAGGCCUAUUGAGCGGAAGGCUUCUAACCAGCAGAUUGCUUCACCACCAAACUACGAAGAUGUCACAGGAGAUACCCAGGACAAUCAUCAUGAUGAAAGAAAUGGAGGGAGUGUGCCUGCUGUUGCACCAAAGGUGUCUUCUCCAUCUGUUCCUAGAACAAGCUUUCCCCCAGCCCCAGGGCAGGUGAAUGGUGUUCAUGAUAAGCCUGUCGAGGUUGUAGCUGCACAACCACCUGCUCCUGCUGCACAACCACCUGCGCCUGUUGAACCGAAUGGUUUUGAUGAGUUUGAUCCACGUGGAUCAGUACCAGAUGCUUCACCUCCGGUGAAUACCUCACCGAUAAUGAAUAGCUUUGAGAUGGAUUUGUUUGGGUCAGAUCCUAUUGGCGCCCUGGCUUUGGUUUCUGUGCCUCAGCCGACUGACGUCCCAAGUGUCGAGCCAUCAGCAAGUUCAGGUUUUGAAACGGAUAGUUUUAUGGGCAUGCCACCUGCUUCUAAUGGAUUCAGUGAGGCAAUUGAUGCUUCAAAUCCUUUUGGAGAUCCUACUCCUUUCAAGGCAGUUCAAGAAGAGAAUCAUGCAGCUUCUCAGACAAAUGCGACCCCUGCUGGUUCAUUCCAGGCCACAGGACCUGGUGCAGAUGUAAAUCCUUUCCAGCCUGCUUCAUCCACUAACUUUGGUUUUGAAGAUACUCUCGGCGGUCUCAGUUUUGCAUCCAAUGCUGCACCUGGGCAACAGGAUAUUUUUGGAAGCACCACCUCCUUACCUUCGGGGGUUUCACAUGCAAAUCCGUCCCAACAGGCACCCCCAGCUUAUGUUCCCUCCCAGGCAUCUCAGCCUAUUACUCAUGCUCCUCAAGCAGUGGCACCCAAUACUCAUGCUGCUCCCAUGUUUGCUCAGCCACAAGCAUAUCCUGCAGCCAUGAACCCAUCAUCAUUUUCUCAGGCUGCUGCGCCAUCAUUUGCUCCUCCACAGCCACCUCAACAUGCUGCACCAUCAUUUGCUCCUCCACAGCCACCUCAACAUGCUGCACCAUCAUUUGCUCCUCCACAGCCACCUCAACAUGCAGCUCCAAAUCUACCAUCAGGCCCAUCAAACUUUUAUAUGCAACCGGCUUCACAGAAUGGAGCACCACCAUCCUAUGUUCCUCCACAGUCUUCUCAUCUCCCACCUCAACACGCAUCUCAGCAAAGCUUCCUCCCACAAACUGCUGCACCAGCACCACAGGCACCAUCAAUAUCUCGAGGGGCAUCUCAGCCUUUUGGUGCCCCAAAUUCAGUGCCAUCUGGUGCCAGCACUCCUCUGCAGUCAAGUUUAUCAGCUCCCCCAGAAACACUAAUUUCAGCUUUGCAAGUUAGUCAGACCCAGCCAGUGAAGAAAUUUGAGCCCAAAUCUACAGUUUGGUCUGAUACAUUGACCCGGGGUCUCGUUGAUUUCAACAUUUCUGGUGCAAAAACCAAUCCACACGCAGAUAUUGGAGUGGACUUCGAUUCAAUCAACCGCAAGGAUAAAAGACAAGACAAGAAGAUCUCUCAAGCACCUGUAGUAUCUACGAUCACCAUGGGCAAGGCCAUGGGCUCUGGCUCUGGCAUUGGCCGAGCUGGUGCGAGUGCCGUUGCACCUCCUUCCAACCCAAUGGGUGCGGGGCGGGGUGUCGGUAUUGGUGGUGCUGGUUAUGGUGGCGGAAUGGGAAUGAACCGGCCAAUGGGGAUGGGAAUGGGAAUGGGAAUGAACCAACAACCCAUGGGAGUGGGGAUGGGGAUGAACCAGCAACCGAUGGGGAUGAACCAACAACCCAUGGGAAUGGGCAUGGGGAUGAACCAACAACAGAUGGGAAUGGGAAUGGGGAUGAACCAACAACAGAUGGGAAUGGUGUUGGGGGGUAUAAUUUUUAUCACUAUUCUUUUUCCUAUCCAUCCCAUGUUGGAUAUACUGUAUCUACUGAAAUGUAUCGACAUGGCACUGCCACAACUGCCGCGUUGUGUUUGGAUGCAAAGCCACAUGAUAUUACAAGCUUGGUUGGUUGUAGUUGUAUAA
Messenger RNA from Triticum turgidum subsp. durum (durum wheat), 2856 nucleotides. Lineage: Eukaryota; Viridiplantae; Streptophyta; Magnoliopsida; Poales; Poaceae. The record is from the annotation of a GenBank genome assembly.